AUGCCUCCAAAAAGAAAAUUAGCAGGACUUGAUGAUGAAGACUCAUCACAAGCAAACAAUGCAACUGUUGCAAUAGUUACCUCAACAACCUCCACAACCACAAAAACAUCUUCUUCAUCAGUACUAACAUCAAAUUCUUCUUCAAAUACUUCAAAUAAUAAUAAAACAAAUAAUGAUAAUAAUAAUAAUAAUAAUGAUGACAGAUGUCCAAUACCAAUGACAUCAGAUUCUAAACAAAUUUAUUGGCAAUAUCAAAAUUCAGAAUUUGAAUGGAAAGAUAUUAAAUAUAAUUUAUUAGAUUCAAUUGAAAAAGUUUAUCAAAAAACACCAAAAGAUAGUGAUGAACAAAUUUUUGAUGAUAUAGUUAUAAUAUUUAGUGAAAUGAAAAUGUACAAUAGUAAAGAUAAUGCCAAAACCAAGAAAUCAAUAAAGAGAGUUUUUCGUCAACCAAUUUGGAGCUGGGAAAAGGCAAGAGGUGAAUUUAAAGCUUUCAAACCAGACAUAUCCUUAAAAGUGGAAUCCUCCUUUUUAAAAGGUCUUUCAAAGGCUUCAAUUAAUGCUGAAAGAUAUAUUAACUUUUCUUCAUUCGAACAAGCUAGAUUCGAUGAUGAUACUAAAACUAGAAGAGUUAGAAGAAACCAUAUUGAUGUUUCUGAUUAUCAUAACCCAUAUUGGUAUUUCUUACAUUCACAUACUCAAACUACAACUCCAAAAAUUACUACAAAAUCUUGGAAAGAAUUUGAUGGUUCACAUGAUGAUAUUAAUAAAGCAUUUAAGAAUUUAAUUGAAAAAGGUGAAAAUACUCAAAUUAAAAUAUCAGAUGAUGAAACAAUUUGUUUUUUAUCAAUGACAUUAAUUAAAAAAGGUAGUGAUACAGUAGUAGUUAAAAUUGAUAAUGGUCCAGUUUUACCAUUAAAGAAAUCAUAUUCACAAUUAUCAGAACAAGAGAGAAAGGAUAUGAUUAAUAAAAUGUUAUCAGGUCAAACAAGUGAUAGUGGCAACAACAAAAAGAAGAAGGAUAAUGAUUCUGAUGAUGAUGAUGAUGAUAAAUCAAAAAAGAAACAAAAAACUGAUAGUGGUAAUUCUGGAAAUUAUUUACCAGGUGAAUUGGAUGUUCUUAAAAAGGAUAAACCAAUGAAAUAUAUUCUUAGACCAACUAGACAUCUUAGUGGUGUUAGUCAAGCUGAUGCUCAUUUUAGAAUUGCAGAGAGUCAAUUCUAUAGAUUGUUGACAUCAGGUAAUUCAAUGAAGGUGACAAAGGUUGAAUACAUUUGUAAUCCAACACUUACAAAGAAAUUCAAUGCCAAAAUGGAGGAAUACAAAUCUAAAAAGUAUGAACAUAGUGAUCCUGUAUUUGGUUUUCAUGGCACUGCCGCAAAGAAUAUUAUUCCCAUUUGUACCAACAAUUUCUCUGUGCCAGGUGGUGGUAGUGGUGUUAAACAUGCCACUGAUUCAGGUUGGUAUGGUAAAGGUAUUUAUUUUAGCGAGUUUACAGACUACUCAAUUGGUUACAUCAAAGAUUGUACAAAGAUACUUUUAUGCAAGGUUCUAUUGGGUAAAGCUUACAAAUGCUCCACUUUAAUUCACGGUAAGCCUUGUGUCACUGGUUACACCUCUCAUUUGUCACCUGAUGAAAAGGAAUUGGUUAUCUUUCAUCCAGAUCAAAUUUUACCAGUUUACAUAGUUCAUUAUCAAAGUGGUGCAACUGCUGGUACUGCCGUUAGUGGUUUAAAUGUUGCUCCAACAGGUGUGUAUGGUAACUUUUUAUCAGAAUAUAAUCAAGCUAAUUUAAUGCCAGCUUCAAAUAUUCUUAAUGGAAAGACCAUUAGUUUAUUGGGUACCUUGAGUACUGUACAAUAUAAUAUUCAAAAUUUAAUUACAAAACAUGGUGGUUCUUUCCAUUCUCAUACUACCAAUGUAAAUGGUUGUACUCAACUUGUAACAACUUCAUCUGACUAUUUCAAUUUAGGUACAAAAGUUCAAAAUGCCAACCUAAAUGGUGUACCAAUAGUUAAUGAAAAUUGGAUUUAUAAAACUAUCAUUUCAAAUAAACUAAAAAAAGUUACUUCUUUUAGUUUUAAUGCACCAAUAAAAUCAAAAUCUAAAACUGAAAUUUUAAAACCAAUACCAUUAGAACAAUUAGAAUAUGAUGAUGAUGAUGAAGAUGAUGAAGACGAAGAUGAUUCAAAGAAAAAGAAAGCACCUUGUAAAUAUGGUGAUAAAUGUUAUCGUAAAUCAGCUGAUCACUUUAAAGAAUUUUCACAUUCAUUCUUAAUUGAUUAA
Messenger RNA from Dictyostelium discoideum AX4, 2283 nucleotides. RefSeq names its product PARP domain-containing protein. Bases 1 to 2283 code for a protein of 760 amino acids. Gene Ontology annotation, biological process: double-strand break repair. The record is from RefSeq and is a predicted model, not a curated record. NCBI's taxonomy places the organism in Eukaryota, Evosea, Eumycetozoa, Dictyosteliales, Dictyosteliaceae. Gene Ontology annotation, molecular function: 3'-5' exonuclease activity; NAD+ poly-ADP-ribosyltransferase activity; DNA-(apurinic or apyrimidinic site) endonuclease activity. The transcript has 3 exons.